Molecule: messenger RNA, 1173 nt
Organism: Cylicocyclus nassatus
Lineage: Eukaryota; Metazoa; Nematoda; Chromadorea; Rhabditida; Strongylidae
Source: the annotation of a GenBank genome assembly
AUGACAGAAUUUGAGGCAGAAUUGAAAAGUAUAGAAAGCAAGAAGAAUUUUGCCGUAACAUGCAAAAAUAACAGUGAGCAACAACUGGUCGGAAAUCAGUCGAACGAUUCACCAAAACCAGGCGAUCCUAUCUCAAGCGAUACGCCAACCAUGAACGAAGAAACGCUUGAAAACGAAGAAGAAAGUAAAGGAGAGACUAACAUUGAGUCCAGGAAGAUGGCAGUACCAAUGAUUGAAUUAAAUUCGGGUUAUGAUAUGCCCAUGGUGGGUUUAGGAACAUGGCAGAUCGAACCGCAAGAUGUUGGAAAAGCAGUCGAAUCAGCGAUCAAAGACGGCUAUAAGCACAUCGACUGUGCAUGGAUGUAUAAAAAUCAGGACGCGAUCGGAAAAACAUUGAAAAAAUUAUUCUCUUCGGCUCAAGGUAAAAGCGAUAGAGACCUAUUUAUUACCUCCAAAGUAUGGAAUUCAUUCCAUUCGGCCGAGGCUUGCAAGAAACAUGUUCUCGAAAUCCUGGACCAAUUACAACUGGACUACGUCGAUUUGAUGCUGAUCCAUUGGCCAAUGGGAUACGCAGAAGGAGAAGAACCAAUACCGAAGGAUGAGGGAUCCGAUAAAGUCAAAUUCUCCGAGGAAGACUACCUGACCACUUAUAAAGUUUUAGAAGAUUAUGUGAAAGAAGGAAAGAUUCGGUCCAUCGGAAUUUCCAAUUUCAAUGUCCAACAAUUAGAGCGAUUACUGGCCAACUGCAGAAUCAAACCAGCAGCAUUACAAGUAGAACUUCAUCCCUUCCUUCCACAGAAAGAAUUGCGAGCUUAUUGCAAGGAGAAAGGAAUAACUUUAAUUGCGUAUAGUUCUCUCGCCAAUCCUGGUUCAAAUGAAUUCCGAGAAGAGGGAGACCCAAAUGUUCUCAAAGAUCCCGUGGUCAACAAUAUAGCUAAAGCGCAUGGUAAAACCCCAGCACAAGUGGUACUACGAUGGGCGACACAGCAAGGAAUACUCAUUAUACCAAAAUCGGUUUCAGAAGAAAGAAUCUCACAAAACGCUGACCUAUUUGACUUCACGUUGACGGACGAUGAGAUGAAGGAACUGGAUGGCCUUGAAUGUGGAUAUAGAGUUGUUAAACUCAGCGAAAGCGAGCGCAAACAUCCACAAUGUCCAUUCAACGAAGGAUAA